Molecule: messenger RNA, 4293 nt
Organism: Durusdinium trenchii
Lineage: Eukaryota; Dinophyceae; Suessiales; Symbiodiniaceae
Source: the annotation of a GenBank genome assembly
GAAACAAAUCGUUGAAAGACAGAAGACUCUCCGAGCCGCACCGUGCUUUCUGCGCCAUGUCGUCCAUCUACUUCGACCAUGACCUGCCACUGUCGGACUACACGGCCGUGCGAUGCAUCGCUUGGAGUACCGGCGAGGAGAUGCCACUUUUGGCGGUGGCCGACGGCUGCGUCUUACGCAUCUUCCGAGAGGGAGAGGAGCUGGCAGACUUCGCGCAGGAGCGCGCCGUGCCCUGCACCGCGCUGGCGUGGCAUCCCACCUCCAAGGUGAUCUGCGCCGGCUGGGAGGACGGCGCCGUGACCUUCGCGGGCCCCGCCUGCCACGCGCGGAACGACCAGGACGUGCACCGCGAGUCGCCGAUCCUGAGCAUCGUCUUCAAUCCGGCGGGCACACGCUGCGUCACCACCGACAUGCAGGGCGUGGUGGGCGUUUGGAAGACCGACCAGCGAGGCCUCUGCAAUCAGAUGUGUCACUAUCGCAAGUCCGGUGCACACGACAAGGUGAUCUUCCGCACGACCACGCCCUCGGGGGAGCCCAACUUGGAGAACCCGCCCUUCUUCUUCGGAGGCGAGCAGGGCAUCAUUUACCUGGCCGACGACUUCGGCCUUUGCUCCGAGCGCUACAAGAUCGGAUCGCCCUUGCUGCUCUUGGAGUACUACAGCGAAAAGGACGUGGUGGUGCUCGUCACCAAGAGCGUGAUCCUGGUGCAAUUCUCCCUCUCGGCGGAUGGCAAGGUCACCAACGAAUCCAAGCUGAAACUCUCCUGUGGUCCAACGCCUGAGAAGCUGCAGGGAUGUUGGGCUGGGCCCGGAUUGCUGGCCACGUGCAGCCACGAGAGCAUCUUGCGCAUCUGGAACCUGGCAGACGACGAGAACUACAUCUUGAGCCUGCAGGGUGUGGACGAGAGGAAUAGCCUCAGUGGGGACAAGGUCACCAGCGUGGAUUACAACCCCCGGAAGCAGGUCUUGGCCUGCGGAACGCGUGGAGGGAAGAUGGUGCAGUGGCGCUCCAGCACCCUUUCCGGGAUCCCCAAGUCCGAAGCCAACUGGCAAGUGCUCCCGGUGGUGUCCGUGGGCGACUGCGCGGUGGAUCGUUUGACCUGGGGUCCCGGCGAAAGCUUGAUCCACGCGCGGACUGAGCGCUCGAGCGUCAUCUUGAGCGAAGCGCAACUGAACACCGCCGUCCAGGCACCGCUGAUGGCGGUGCAAACGGCGCCCAUGGAGAUCUUGCUGUACCACACCGAGCGACAGGUGCAUGUCGGCCUGACGGCCCAUUUCAGAGUGAAGGGCUUGGGCGUGGGCACUGGGACCGUCUUGCUGUGGAACAACAAGCAGGUGAUGUUGUACGACGUGGACGUGACGUUUCAGCCCACGGUGCUCAGCCAGUUCAGCCGCUCCAACGAGAUGACCUCCGCCGCGCUGAUCUGUCAAGGGCACUACCGGAGCGUGGCCAUCGCCGCGGGGGCGAAGAUCGAAAUCACCAACCAACAAGGCGUGGUGCAGAAGACGAUCCAAUUCUCCGAGGAGGUGGAAGGCUUGCCCAUCUCGUUGGACGUCUCAGGUGGCUUCUUGGUGGCCUCCACAUCGCUGAACUUCCUCAGACUGUGGAACGUCUCGAAGACCACGCCGAAGCAGUUGGGCGCCACGCGGAAGUUCGAAGGCUUCAGUGAGCAGCCCUUGGGCGAAAUCCGUUCAGUACGAGUCAACAAGGAUGGUACGCGUGUCUCUUUGUUGGUGGACCAGCGCCUGAAUGCGGAUGGCUUGCCCUCGGAGAGGGGCACGCUCAAGGUCCCGGAUGCUCGGAUCUUCGUCUACGACACGGACUCCGACAACUUCUUGGAGUACCAGGUGGGUCAAUCUUGCGUGCCCGUGGCGCACUGUUGGGACAGCACGGAUUCCAGGUUGCUUUGUUGUGAAGUGGUUCCACAAGCAUUGGCCUAUUGUCCACACCAACCGGAUCCCAAAGCCAACGACGCCUCCGCGCCCAGCCAUUCAGCAAUGACCCUCUUCAUUGCCAAUGCCGAACAGAUUUUGCUCCAAGACAGCAUCAGCUGUCUGGACCCCGAGAACCACAGCCUCACGCGGAUGCCCGCGGGACUCAUCGUGCCCUACGUCUACUUCUCACGCCCCACGGCCAACGCCGAGGAGGCGCCCAUCACCCGCGCUGUGCUGCGCGACUUCGCCGGCCUCGAGAACAUGGAUGAGGAGACCACUGCGGCCUUGCUGAACUUCUCCUAUCACUUGGCCUGUGGCAACACCGAUGAGGCCUACAAGAGCGUGAAGGGCGUUCGCUCCAGUAACGUCUGGGAGAGCAUGAGCAAGAUGUGCGUGAAGACGGGGCGCCUCGACGUGGCUCAGAAGUGCCUGGGGCAGAUGUCCCAUGCUCGGGCCGCCGGAGCGUUGCGGCAGUGCCACGAGCUGGAGCCCGAGGCUCGCUUGGCCGUCGUGGCAGUGCAUUUGGACAUGAUCGAAGAUGCGGAACAGCUGCUGAAGCAGUGUGGCAGAUACGAUCUUCUGAACCAACUCUACCAGGCCAGCGGCAGCUGGGAGAAGGCCCUGGAAGUGGCGAAGACCAAGGAUCGGAUCCAUCUGAAGCCCACACACUACGCCUACGCGCAGCACCUGGAAGCCCUGGAAGAUGUCCAAGGUGCUUUGACCCACUACGAGUUCUCCGGGACCUAUCGCACGGAGUCGCCGCGGCUCUUGUGUUCCAUGGGCCUCACGGAGGACCUGAGCAACUACGUGGAGCAGAGCGACGACUCCCAGCUCCAUCGUUGGUACGCGCAAUUCCUGGAGUCCAAAGCCGACUUGGAUGGUGCGGCCCGAGAAUACAAGAAGGCCAAUGACUGGCUGAGCCUCUGCCGUGUCGCUUGCUUCAACGAGGACCUGGACCGUGCGCAGCGGAUCUGCGAAGAUUCGCAGGACCAGGCGGCCUGCUAUCACCUGGCCAGGCACUUGGAAGCGGCAGGGCACUUCAAAGAGGCGAUGCACUACUUCCAGAUGGCGGGUCGUGCUUCCCAUGCCAUCCGACUGGCACAGGAGAACCAGUAUGAUGGAGACCUCAUGAGCUUAGCCUUGGCGAGCGACCCACAGAGCAUGGCAGCAGCGGCCAAGUACUACGAGCAGAAGGGACAACCCUCCAAGGCGGUGAUUCUCUACCAGAAGAGUGGGCAGCAGAAGAGGGCGCUGGAGCUCUGCUUCUCCGCGCGGCUCUUCGACGCGCUGCGGAAGAUCAGCGACGAGCUCAACGCCGAAAGCGAUCCGACGAUUUUGGCGAAGUGCGCCGAGUUCUUCAUGCAGCACGAGCAGCACGAAAAGGCGGUGCAUCUGCUCUCGAUCUCCAAGCAGUUCGAGCGUGCCGUGCAGCUCUGCGCGGAGCACGAUGUGCAGAUCACCGAGGAGAUGGCCGAGCGGAUGACCCCAGAGAAGAACAGCAUGGACCCAGCGGCCCGCUCGGAGGUCUUGCAGGAGAUCGGGAAGCUGUGCCGAAAGCAGGGCUCCUUCCAGUUAGCGUGCAAGAAGUUCACGCAGGCGGGCGACAAGUUGAAAGCCAUGAAGAGUUUGCUGAACAGCAACGAUACAGAGAAGAUCAUUUUCUUCGCCGGCACCGCGCGGCAGCCGGAGAUCUACAUCUUGGCAGGCAACUACUUGCAGAGCUUGGACUGGCACAACGACCCAGAGAUCAUGAAGAACAUCAUCCAGUUCUACAGUAAAGCGAAAGCCUGGGACAAGUUGGCCGCCUUCUACGAUGCCUGUGCCCAGGUGGAGAUCGAUGAGUAUCGGGACUACGACAAGGCUGCAGGUGCUCUGCGAGAAGCCUUGAAGUACAUGACCAAGGCGACGGGCGAGGGCGACGAGCGCGUGGCCUCGCUGCAGCAGCGCAUCGCCCUGGUGGAUCAGUUCGCCAACGUGCGACAGAUGGCCAAGACGGAGCCGGACCAGAUGGUGGCCACCUGCGAGCACAUGGUGGAGAUGCCCGAGAUCGAAUCCGCAGUGCGGAUCGGCGACAUCUUCGCGCAGCUGGUGGAGUACUACGGCGAGAUGGGGGAUUAUCAUUCCGCACACAGGACGGUGGAGCGCAUGCGACAGCGGAAUAUCGUCCUCACGCCCUACCUGGACCGGUCGCUGCUGGAGACCAUCUACCGCAGCGUGGGCCAGUCUUUACCCGAGGAUGCAGAGCCGGAACCACCACAGGAAGAUGUGGAGGAGGAAAUCCCGGAAGAUUGAGCAGGUGACGAGAGAAGGACGUGAAGAGGGUACUUGGAGGGGUCUCAGCAUUGGUAAGAAGCCUUGC